Molecule: messenger RNA, 939 nt
Organism: Dipodomys ordii (Ord's kangaroo rat)
Lineage: Eukaryota; Metazoa; Chordata; Mammalia; Rodentia; Heteromyidae
Gene: Pold4
Product: polymerase (DNA-directed), delta 4, accessory subunit
Exons: 4
Coding region: 178-609 (143 amino acids)
Biological process (GO): DNA synthesis involved in DNA repair; DNA-templated DNA replication
Cellular component (GO): delta DNA polymerase complex
Molecular function (GO): DNA-directed DNA polymerase activity
Source: RefSeq, a predicted model, not a curated record
CUAAGCGACUUCCUCUCCGGGCUUGUCUGGGUCAUCUUGUCUGCCCGGUCACUGGCCCUUCUCUCUCUCUGGCCCCAUCUUUCUCUCGCUCUCUCUCUCAGCAGCUGUCUCUCACGCACCCGUUGGCCUAUCUCUUCUUCAACGCAAUCGCCUCCUCUGCCUGCCUGGGUGGCCGCCAUGGGCCGGAAGCGGCUCAUCACUGACUCCUAUCCAGUUGUGAAGAACAGGGAGGGACCUGCUGGGCACAAGGAGGCGCUGGCAUCAGAACUAGGGGAGGAGCCCCCGCCCCCCAGCGAGGAGGAAGUGGCCCUGGAGCUGCUGCGGCAGUUUGACCUGGCCUGGCAGUACGGGCCUUGCACAGGGAUCACACGGCUGCAGCGGUGGCAUCGGGCAGAGCAAUUGGGCUUGGAGCCUCCCCCAGAGGUGCGCCAAGUGCUGAAGGCCCACCCUGAAGACCCUCGCUUCCAGUGCAGGUCAGGACAGCCUCUGGUACCUCUAUCCCCUUUGAGGCACUGCCCAGGCCAUCCUGCCCUUGAUAGUCCUGCUAGCCACGGAGAACUCUGGAACAUCCUGGAGAUACAAUGGCUGCUCAUCUCAUCUCCGCCUUGAUCUGGAGGAACAUCUGGCAGGCUGAAUAGGGAGGUCCCUAUGGCAUACCCCCUUCAGCUUACAGCAGGCUCUAGCUAAAGAUCUCCUCUUAGGUGGAAUGUAGUCUCUAGGACAAGGACCUGGGCGUGAUCCUUUUGUUCGCUGCCAUAUCCUCUCUGGCCUGUGGUGUGGCAAAUCCACCAUUGCCUGGCACAGAGCCAGACAUAGGCAAAUGACCUACGAGGUGAAGAUACACCCCCACCUCAGGAUGGGCAUCUGAAGGCAAGGCUGGCUGAGAUCACAGAGCAAGUGGUUCACUAAUGCUUCUAAUAAAGAACACUGAGCCUGGAA